Molecule: messenger RNA, 1088 nt
Organism: Prorocentrum cordatum
Lineage: Eukaryota; Dinophyceae; Prorocentrales; Prorocentraceae
Source: the annotation of a GenBank genome assembly
CAGGUGGUGAAGAUCUUCAUGGACCAAGGCAAGCUCCAGCAGACCACCUCCUUCCUCUUGGAGGCGCUGAAGGCUAACAGGCCGGACCAGGCCCAGCUGCAGACGCAGCUUCUGGCCAUGAACCUGCAGCAGGCGCCGAAGGUUGCCGAGGCCAUCCUGCAGAUGAACAUGUUCACACACUACGACAGGAAGACCAUCGGCCAGCUCUGCUAUUCGGCUGGCCUGAUGCAGUACGCCCUGGAGCAUUAUCAGGACCCUGCUGACCUCAAGCGGAUCCUGAUGCACGCGAACCAGAUCACCCCGGAGGCGCUGAUCCAGUUCUUCGCCCGCCUGCCGCCGGAGACGGGCCUUGAGUGCCUGCACGAGCUCAUGCGGCACAACCGGCAGAACCUGCAGACCGUCGUCCAGGUGGCCAUCAAGUACCAUGACCAGAUGGGCGCGAUCAAGAUCGUGGAGAUGUUCGAGAGCUUCGGCUCCAGCGAGGGCGUCUUCUACUUCUUGGGGGCCAUCCUGAGCUCGAGCACCGAGCCAGAGGUCCACUUCAAGUACAUCCAGGCAGCCAGCAGGUGCGGCAACAUGCAGGAGGUCGAGCGCGUUUGCCGCGAGAGCACCUCCUACGACCCCAUGGUGGUAAAGGAGUUCCUCAAGGAGGCCAAGUUGCCCGACCCCCGCCCGUUAAUCUAUGUCUGCGACCUCCACGGCUACGUGGCCGAGCUGACGGAGUAUCUGUACAAGAAUUCCCUCAUGAAGUACAUCGAGGUCUACGUCGUCAAGGUCAACCCGACGAACUGCCCCCUCGUGGUCGGGACGCUGAUCGACAUGGACUGCUCCGAGGAUUUCAUCAAGAACCUGCUGCAGAACGUCCGGAAUGCCUGCCCCAUCGAGCCGCUAGUGACGGAGGUGGAGAAGCGCAACCGCCUCCGCGUGCUGCUGCCCUGGCUCGAGGCGCGGGUCGCGGAGGGCAACCAGGACCCAUACCUCCACAACGGCAUCGCGAUGAUUUACAUCGACACCAACCGGGACCCGGAGACCUUCCUCAAGACGAAUGCGUUCUACGACUCGGCGAUUGUCGGCAAGUACUGCGAGGA